UAGGAGGUAAGGGGGGGGUGGGGGAGGGGAGGAAAGCGACCAGAGCGAACACUCCUUCAGAGACACGCGUGGAGAAAAAGGGAAGCUGCCGCUGAUGAUGUGGGAAGACCCUGAAGUGAAGGAUCCCUUAUCCUAUUCUGCCGUUUCUGAGAAUAAGCAGUAGCUGAGGCACGCAUCUAUGUAUUCUGAUCCUGACAGUCAGGGCACAUACACCAGUGUCAUCCCUCCACCCCCCAGCAGGACACAAGUCAAAAAGGUCUCCACCAGUGUGCCUCAUGAUGUGAUAGCACAGCGAGUGACAUCAACAGAACGGCAGGAUUCUACAUCCCCAGUCAUCUCUCCUCAUCAGUCGCCACCAUCUUCACCAGUUGCCUGGAGGAAACACAGCAAGCAGCAUCCAAGUGGAGGAUCAGCUGCUGGUGAUGGAAUGUGGCCUGCCCACUCUCCCCCUCCCAACCAAGAGAACUGGGUGAGUUUCACUGACACUCCCCCUAGCAGCACGCUUCCUGCAAUGCAUCCGGCCUCCAUUCAGGAGCAUACAACAGUCAGGACUGUGGCAUCUGCUACAAAUGCCAUGGAAAUUCGCAGACAGUCUAGUGGUUACGAUGAUCCUUGGAAGAUUACAGAUGAGCAGAGACAAUAUUAUAUUAACCAGUUUAAGAACAUUCAGCCAGACUUGAAUGGCUUUAUUCCAGGAUCUGCAGCGAAAGAAUUUUUUACAAAAUCCAAACUCCCAAUUCUGGAGCUUUCUCAUAUUUGGGAGCUGUCAGACUUUGACAAAGAUGGAGCAUUGACAUUGGAUGAGUUUUGUGCAGCCUUCCACCUAGUAGUGGCCAGAAAAAAUGGCUAUGAUUUGCCAGAAAAGCUACCAGAAAGUUUGAUGCCAAAGUUGAUUGAUCUUGAUGAUUCAGGAGGAGUUGCUGACCGGGGUUCUGAAACUGGCUUCUCAACCUCGCCAGCAGAGGUGCCCCCUAGCAAAUCGCCAUCGAUGCCCUCACUAAACCAGACAUGGCCAGAACUGAACCAGGGCAGUGAGCAGUGGGAGACUUUUAGUGAACGCUCCUCCAGCUCGCAAACUCUGACCCAGUUUGAUUCUAACAUUGCACCAGCUGAUCCUGACACAGCUAUCGUUCACCCUGUUCCAAUCCGCAUGACUCCAAGUAAAAUUCACAUGCAAGAGAUGGAGCUGAAAAGAAUUGGAAGUGAACUAACACACCCAACCAGUCCUCUGCUUACAAACUCGCCUGAGCUUUCAGAAGAGGCUAAAUUAGCCACCACUGUGAAAUUUGUUGCAGGAAAUACUGUAGCUGAUGGAUACAGUAGUUCAGAUUCGUUUGUUUCAGAGUCUGAUCAGAUCGGAAACAGCAUAACUCGGCAACGUUCGCAUUCAGGCACUUCCCCAGACAAUACCCUCAAGACUGCUGCACCUCCUCCACCUCCACCAAGACCCCAGCCUUCACAUUCGAGAUCGUCGUCCCUAGAUAUGAACAGAACCUUUACUGCCAGCAACACAGGGCAACCACAAGCUGGAGUUGUCACCUGUCCCCCUGCAGUGCCUCCAAGACCCCAGCCUACGCAGGUCACUGUGCCUCCCCUACACCGCUCGGCAGAGGCUGAUGGCCAUGCAGCACGCACCAGCACCUCUCCUCACCAGAUGCCAGAGCAGCCCAACUUUGCUGAUUUCCGGCAAUUUGAAGCAUUUGUGUCGAAGAGCACAGAGCAGCAAAUGGAUGACUCGGCCAAGCAUGCAGAAACCAUUCCAGCUGAAAAACCUCCAGAUUCAGCAGGGACCCUACGAACAGCAAAACUAGAUGGUUCUAGUGAUGAAAAGCCAACUGGAAACACGGUUAAAAGUGCAUCAUCUCUUGUCCCCCCUCCAAAGCCCGUCCGCAGGAGACUGAAGUCUGAUGACGAGCUUCGUGCUGAACCUGAUGAACUUGCCCAAAAAACUAGUAUAAUUAAUACUGUGCUGGUUGCACAGUCAUCAAUUCCAAGGUCAUUUGGCAAAGAUAAAAAGUCUAUUCAGGCUUCGAUCAGAAGAAAUAAGGAAACUAACACGGUGUUAGCCAGACUCAACAGUGAAUUACAACAGCAGCUGAAGGAUGUGCUUGAGGAAAGAAUCUCUCUCGAGGUCCAACUGGAGCAGCUUCGACCAUUUUCGCACUUGUAACAGAGCCUCCUGACGCUUGGAUGAGACUAAAAACCGUGUUUGGUCUGAGUGUGUCACCAGACCCUCCACCCUGCAGACAGCUUACCUGUGUUCAGCUUCGCCGGUCUACAAUGCAGCGGUAGUUUACAUGGUUAAUUUUAUCAAACUGCACACUUGACAUGUGGCUGCAGUGUGUUUAAGAGGAGGUGUUGUGUGUG
Messenger RNA from Carcharodon carcharias (great white shark), 2367 nucleotides. RefSeq names its product RALBP1 associated Eps domain containing 1 (gene reps1). The transcript has 19 exons. Gene Ontology annotation, cellular component: plasma membrane; cytoplasm. The coding region runs from base 179 to 2170 and encodes 663 amino acids. Gene Ontology annotation, molecular function: protein binding; calcium ion binding. Gene Ontology annotation, biological process: endocytosis; endosomal transport. NCBI's taxonomy places the organism in Eukaryota, Metazoa, Chordata, Chondrichthyes, Lamniformes, Lamnidae. The record is from RefSeq and is a predicted model, not a curated record.